CUAGUGCUCUGUGGAGGUAUUACUUUAAAUCAGCCUCGACACCUCGUUACUGCUAAGGGACUUAAUUAACUUCAUUCAACCUUGCGAUGCAGAGGAUGCAUCGCCAACAGCAUUUUACCUUUCCGAAUCAUAUUUUAAUAUUGAAACCUGAAAACUUAAUUGGAUAAGGUAGUCUACCUAUACCGCGCUCUCUUCCCUUCCAUUCGCCCCCGCGGGAAUACCGCGUUUCUGUCCUGUUUCAAAAACCAAAAGUCAUCAUCAUGACUUUCCUCAAACAGGUCGGGACCCUUAUGGGCAAGAAUUUUCGCAUUCUUUUAAUGCGCCAUCUUGCACUAUGUAUCUGGAUGGCCUUUAUCUUGCCCAUCUUCUUGGCCGCGCUCUUUAGUUUCACAAAAAACCUCCUUGUUCCUCCAGCAGAAUUUGGUAUCGGCAAACCAACCCCGGUUCUCGACCUCGGCGAUGCCAUUAAGAAAGCAAGCAAUAGCGGACGUGAGAAAUUGGUCCUCGUCAACAACAAUUUCACAGAAGGAAAUAUUGAUCGGGUAUUCAGCACUGUGAAGCAACAAUUUGAAGAUGCUGCCGAGUCUGUAAGCAUCAACUUUAAUGUUGUCUCUAUCAAACGCGAAGACGAUUUGAGGGCAGAAUGCCGUAGCAACUUGAGAGGAGUGUCUAGAUGCUUUGGUGCCAUCGUAAUGGCUUCUUCGCCUGAUGAAGGCCCUGGGGGUAUCUGGAACUACACUAUUCGGGCUGAUGGAGCCUUCGAACUUGCAGCUGCAAAAUUCGAAAUCAGCAAAUCGAACGACCAGCAGAUCUAUAUUAUCCCUCUUCAACACUCCGUCGACAGAGCUAUUUCUCUCGCCAACAGUUCGAGUACCAACAACUUGAAUGGUACCCAAGAAUACCCCUACACCAGCAUGACACCCGAAGAACGUGACCGAGAGAUUCGUAGACGAUUCCAAAAGACUAUCAAGGGCUGGAUGGGUGUUGCGUUUCUGGGAACUGUUGUUUGGGUCACAUAUCAUCUUACUGGGUUCAUUGCCACAGAACGCGAAAGUGGCAUGUCCACAUUGAUCGAUGCGAUGAUGCCAGUGCGAAAACCAUGGCUCGCUAUGGUCGCAAGAAUUAUUGCGCACCACCUUUCGUUCUCUCUCAUCUACUUACCAGCAUGGAUUAUUGGCUCUAUUAUUGUUCGCGGUGGUGUUUUUGCCAAGACUAGCGUUGGCAUUGUCCUCAUUUUCCAUCUUCUCACUGGUCUUGCUUUCUCGUCUAUGUCCAUGUUGUUCGCAUCCUUCUUCCGAAAGGCUCAGCUGAGUGGUAUCACUGCCAUCUUGGCCGUCGCCCUACUCGGAAUUCUCUCGCAAACCCUCACUUCUCCUGGCACUGUCCCGGUUACCGUUCUUUCGAUCUUCUUCACACCUAGCGCCUUCGUGUUCUUUAUCAGCAACAUGGCACGAUUUGAGGAGCUCGAAAUGCGGACUGACUUGUUGAAAGUGGCCCCUAACAGCCCUUCGGCGCUCCCGGGCAUUGCUAUUUGGAUAUUCUUGAUUGUCCAGAUAUUUGCUUAUCCAGUAAUAGGAGCUUUUGUCGAACAUGCUCUGUAUAGCAAUGAAACACCAGGCCGAAAGAUUUUGCUCAACCAGACAGACGUGGACCGGAUUGGGAGUAACGCUGUGCAAUUGCGACAAUUCUCAAAAACCUACAAGCCCAGCAUCUUCUCAAGGAUAUUCCGCCGAGGCCCCAAUAAGAAGCUGCCUGUGCUCGCCGUCAACGGGCUGGACCUCGAUAUUGGCCAGGGGCAAAUUAUCGCACUUUUGGGUGCCAAUGGCAGUGGAAAGAGCACGACGCUCGAUGCUAUUGCAGGCAUGAACAAAUUGACAAGUGGAUCGAUCGAAAUCGACGGCAGAGGUGGUCUUGGUAUCGCUCCCCAGAAGAACGUGCUCUGGGAUGACUUGACUGUGGAAGAGCACAUUAGAAUCUUCAAUCAUCUAAAAGCUCCUAACGCCAAGGCUACCACACAAGCGAUUGAAGAUCUGAUCAGAUCCGUCGACCUCUAUAAGAAGCGAAAGGCUUUUGCAAAGACUCUCUCAGGUGGUCAGAAGCGCAAGCUUCAACUGGGACUCAUGUUGACGGGAGGAAGCGCCGUGUGCUGCGUUGACGAAGUCAGCAGUGGCAUUGACCCGUUGUCGAGACGAAAACUUUGGGACAUCAUUCUGGCUGAACGUGGUAGACGCACGAUGAUUUUGACUACUCACUUUUUGGAUGAGGCCGAUCUACUCGCCGACCACAUCGCCAUCCUUUCCAAGGGAACUCUGCGCGCAGAAGGCUCUUCAGUGGCCUUAAAGGACAACAUGGGCGGUGGUUACCGGGUACAUGUUCCCAAGGACACUGGCAUUCGAGAAACCCCCGACGUUGAUCAAGUUGCCAAGAAGGAUGCCUUCGACCUCAUUACAUACACUGCUCCCACCUCACAACUCGCAGCUGUUGUCAUUAAGAGUCUUGAAGCGGCUGGUAUCACAGAAUAUCGCUUCUCGGGGCCGACUAUCGAGGAUGUUUUCCUACAGGUUGCUGAGGAGAUCAAAGAUGAAGAAGCUUUCCGCAAUGCAAACCACGCCUUGUCUGUCCCGUCAUCCGAAAAAGUCACCUCCAAAGAGAACGCAAGCGAAAAGCCAGGGUUGGCACUUACAAAUGGACAACGAGUCGGAUACGUAAAACAAAGUUUGAUUUUGUUCCGCAAGCGCUUAACGAUUCUGAAGCGGAAUCGAUUUUUGUAUCUGCUUGCCUUUCUUCUUCCAAUCUUCGCCGGUGGAUUGACUGUCCUUUUUAUCAUUGGCGAAAGUACGCCUAGUUGCGUGCCAGGAGAGCAAUCAACCCGAGCUACUUCCAGGGAAAAUGCGUUCACUCAACAAGAAUCCAACAAAUCAGUACUCUUCUUAGCUGGGCCGAGAUCAAAGUUGAGCACUGACAUGUUCAGUCUCAUAAAUCCCAUCUUCGGUGGUGAAGAUGGAAGUGGAAGCACGGGUGGACAAAGUAGCUUCGACAUAACAAACAGCCUUGACUUGGUCGAGACUUUCCAGCAAUUCAAGGACAGGAUCGAGACGGAUCGAAAAAACAUCACCACUGGAGUCUGGCUGGGCGAUGAUGAGCAAGGUCCUACAUUUGCAUGGGUCGCCAAUCUCUUCAUCUCCAGUCCUAUUUUGGCACAGCAGAUGCUCGAUAUCAUGUUGUCCAACGUUAGCAUCGCAACCAAUUGGAGUCCUUUGGAUAUUCCCAUCAGUGACACUACGGGUGACGCACUUCAAAUGAUUGUCUACAUGUCGAUCGCACUCUCAGUCUAUCCUGCAUUUUUCGCACUCUACCCAAGCAAUGAGCGGCGCAGGUUCGUCCGUGGUUUACAAUACUCAAAUGGUGUUCGACCGUUCCCACUCUGGAUAGCCUACCUCUUGUUUGAUCUGAUCAUUGUCCUGGUUAGCACAGCCAUCGUGGUGGCGAUAUGGGCUGUUGUCUCCGAUAUCUGGUUCAACAUUGGUUACGUCUUCCUCGUCUUGUUCCUCUACGGAAUAGCUUCGACGCUCUUUGCGUACCUUAUCUCUCUCUUCACCAAAACACAACUUGGAACGUACGCCUGGGCAGCUGCGAGUCAGACUCUCAUUUUUGUCGUCUACAUCAUUGCGUACAUGUCGGUGUUGACUUACUCGCCCGUAACUAAGGUUGACAGCUCCCUGCGUCUUGUUCACUUUGUCAUUUCCGCAUUUGCCCCCAUUGGUUCAGCAUUGAAGGCGCUUUUCAUCUCUACAAACCUCUUUUCUACGGCAUGCAAUGGCAAUGAGCUGACAAAGAACCCAAGCGGUAUUUUGUAUUAUGGUGGACCCAUUCUAUACCUCAUCCUCCAAUCACUCAUCUUCUUUGGUCUUUUGAUUUGGCUCGAUACUGGGUCAGCGGGAGCCUCACUCCGAGGUCUUCUCCAGAGAGGGAACAAAGCCGAAUCAGAUGAGGAACAUGUGGACGAAGACAUCAUUGAUGAGCGCGAAAAAGUCACUCGUAACGACGGGAAUGAGCAUGGUCUCCGAGUUAUGCACCUGACGAAGAGCUUCCGUGACAACAUAGCUGUCGACAACGUCACCUUUGGUAUCAAGCGUGGCGAAGUUUUUGCUCUGCUUGGUCCGAAUGGUGCAGGGAAAUCAACAACCAUUUCUCUUAUCAGAGGUGAUAUCAAGCCAGACCGAAAUGGAGGCGAUGUGUUGGUGGAAGAUAUAUCCGUCAACAAGAACCUUGCAGGUGCUCGAGCCAACUUGGGCGUUUGCCCUCAGUUCGAUGCUAUGGAUCAGAUGACGGUACGAGAGCAUCUCGAAUUCUACGCCAAGAUCAGAGGUGUCACCGACAUUGAGCACAAUGUUCGGGCUGUUAUGCAGGCGGUAGGACUCGAGUCGUUUUCUACUCGCAUGGCGCAUGCUCUAUCUGGAGGCAAUAAACGAAAACUGAGUCUAGGAAUCGCUCUAAUGGGCAAUCCCACUGUUGUCCUUCUUGAUGAGCCUUCUUCUGGUCUCGAUGCUGCUUCAAAGCGUGUUAUGUGGAAGACGCUUGAGGCUACAGUCCCUGGAAGGUCGAUUCUUCUUACGACACACAGCAUGGAGGAGGCGGAUGCAUUGGCUGGCCGUGCUGGUAUUCUUGCUCGAAGGAUGCUUGCUCUUGGAACACCAGACAAUCUUCGCCAUCGCUUCGGUGAUGCCUUACAUAUUCAUCUGGUCGCCAAAAGUGCCCCUCGCACUACGCAGGAGGAGAUGGACAGGAUGACAAACUGGAUUCGUCAAACUUUGCCCUCAGCCGAUGUCAAUGAGAAGACGUAUCAUGGCCAGGUCCGCUUUUCAGUCCGUGCUGGCCAAGUCCUCGCAGCAACUUCUGGUCGCAAGGAGGAAGAGAUCACAAGAGACCAAGAGACAGAUCUGAGCCAGAGUGCCAUUGGACACCUAGUUGUGCUGCUGGAGGAGAAUAAGGAACAACUUGGUGUUGGUCACUACAGUGUCAUGCCAACAACGCUGGAUCAGGUCUUCUUGACUAUUGUCGGACAACACAACGUGAAGGAAGAGAACUCAGAAGAGAAGAAGCAAAGCAUCUGGCGCAAGAUCUGGAUGUUUGGAAGGUCAUAGUGCACUUUCAUCAGGGUCGCGGUGUUUGGCGUUGACGAGAGGUUUUGUUGAAUAGAAGUUAUAAUCAUUAUAGCAAAAACUCCUUAGGCUGGAUUUAAGAAUCUCUAAUUGGCGCUUCAGUGAGCAUGUCUUGGUUGACAGUUGCUUGUGCCUUUCUCAUGUCCGCGUAACUCUUCCUUCUCUCCACUGGCAUCAGACAAUGAAACUACUGGCAGCUUCAAUUUUCGGUGAACAUGACAGUUUUAGUUACAUGGUUGUUCUCCAUGCUUUGCUACGGC
Fusarium redolens is the source of this 5422-nucleotide messenger RNA. RefSeq lists its product as uncharacterized. The transcript has a single exon. Gene Ontology annotation, biological process: lipid transport; transmembrane transport. Gene Ontology annotation, molecular function: ATP hydrolysis activity; ATP binding; lipid carrier activity. The record is from RefSeq and is a predicted model, not a curated record. Lineage: Eukaryota; Fungi; Ascomycota; Sordariomycetes; Hypocreales; Nectriaceae. Gene Ontology annotation, cellular component: membrane; intracellular membrane-bounded organelle. The coding region runs from base 261 to 5144 and encodes 1627 amino acids.